Microthlaspi erraticum is the source of this 3657-nucleotide messenger RNA. The record is from the annotation of a GenBank genome assembly. NCBI's taxonomy places the organism in Eukaryota, Viridiplantae, Streptophyta, Magnoliopsida, Brassicales, Brassicaceae.
AUGUCAGCACCUGGGAAGUUUGAUUAUUCAUCUAGUGUGCUAGAGAGGCCUCUAUACAGAUCUAACUUCGCCUCACAGAUGGAAAGAUCUAGUAGCUUCCGCGAGACCAUGGAACAUCCUGUCCUGUCUCAUCCAAACUUGCUGAGGAGCACUUCACCAAUAGCACAAACCGACGUAACAAACUUCUUUCAGUGUUUGCGGUUUGAUCCUAAGGUGGUUGCCGCAGAUCAUAAGUCUAUACGUCAAGGUGACUUUAAGCGGCAAGUGAAUAUUGCGCUUGGAAUAGAAGGAGAUGAGUCUCCUAUUGGAGCGUUGAAAGCGAAGUUGAUUCCAUCUCCUAUAGCGGAAGAGAUCAAAAGACUAAAAGCUGGUCUGCGAGAAAACAAUGUGAAAGCCAGGGAGCGCGUUAAAAUUUUCAACGAAGCUUCUUCUGUAUUCAACAAGUUUUUUCCAAGUGUGCCUACGAAGAAGAGGUCUCGACCAGAAGGGUUUUCUGGUGAGCGGUUGGUAUCAGGACCAGGCCUAGGUAAAAUGGGAAUUCAAGGUCAGAACCUAGCUGGUGGAUUUGAGCUUGACCAGCAAAAGUUGGAUGAACGACCUAAAACUGGUGUUCCAAAUAAGCGAACACGUACUUCCAUGAUGGAUGUUCGAAGCAAUUCUAUUGUUCGACAGUCAGCUGCUGUAGACAGAGAUAAAGAAAUAAUGCGGCUGGCAAAUCACAAUGCAGUUCAAGGGGACGAUCGAACUUCAAUUGGUAUUGAUGGCUGGGAAAAUUCGAAGAUGAAGAAAAAACGCUCUUGUAUUAAAACGGACUCUCAGCCUAACCCGGCUUCAAAUAAAGUGGUUGAUAGUUACCGAGACUUGAAGCAAGGCACACAACAGAAGCCAAUGGUUGACCCCCGGUCGAGAUUGAAUGGUGACUCGAGCAUGUUAAGGCAAACUGCUGGUAAUGGAGCUACUGUGUAUGGAAGAUCUGAUAACCUCUCUCAGCAGACGAGCUUGGCUGGGCAGCCCCCACUAUCAAGGGUCGAUUCUGAUCAUAAUCAUGUAUACAAUGAGAAGAAAGAACGCUCCAUUGGCUCAGAUAAGGAAAGGGUGAAUCUCAGAGCUCCCAACAAGUCCAAUAUCCAUGAUGAAUUCAAUUCUUCAAGUCUGGUUUCAAACACAAAAACAAAUGCUUCAGUUCGCGGGCCUAGAUCAGGAACCGGUCUACCACCAAAACUGUCUCCAGGAGUUCAUAAUACUCCGUCCCCUAGUGACUGGGAUAUCUCCGGCUGUACAAGUAAGCCUCCACCGUUGUCAGGGGUUACACAUCGCAAGCGUAUGACAUCAAAUCGGUCUUCACCACCACCUGUCGCUCAAUGGGCCAGUCAAAGACCUCAAAAGAUAUCCCGUCAAGCAAGAAGGACGAAUUUAGUCCCCAUUGUUUCCAAUAAGGAUGAAGUUCCCUACUCAGAUAAUAUAUCAGAUGCUGGUUGUAGCGAAACUGGGUUUGGAUUUCACAAACGCUCACCAGCUGCUGCUUCUCCUCAAUUGAAACUAAAAGGUGAAAGCAGCUUCUCUACAGCAGCUUUAUCAGAAAGUGAGGAAUCUGGGGCCCCUGAGAUCAAGUCUAGAGACAAGGGGAAACAGUCUGAUGAGGUUGAUGGAAAAGCUGCACAGAAUAUUCCUAAAGUGUCCAUCCCUGCUUCACAAUCAAGAAAAGGUAACAAGCCUACUUCUGGUGAAGAGAUUGGAGAUGGUGUGAGAAGGCAAGGAAGGACGGGCCGUGGCUUUUCCUCUACAAGGUCUCUCAACCCAAUGGGAGCAGAGAGACGUAAGAAUGCUGGAACAGCAAAACAACUCCGCAGUGCAAGACCUGUUUUUGACAAGAGUGAAAGUAAGGUGGGUCGUCCACCUACUAGGAAACUAUCUGAUCGCAAGGCAUACAAACGUCAGAGAGCUACGGCAACAAAUGCUUCACCACUAGAUUUUCAUGCCGGUUCAGAUGAUGGCCAUGAGGAGCUACAAGCAGCUGUCAACUCAGCUGUAAAUGCAGCUCUGAAUUCUCCCAACUCUUUCUGGAAGCAAAUGGAGCGCUAUUUCUGCUUUAUAUCUGAUGAUCAUAUCAGUUUCAUGAAACACGAGGGAGAACUAUCCUCCGUGGUUCCUUCACCCGUUAUGUCAUCCUCUGACUUUGAUAGCCGUGAUUUAUGUCCUGAAGAACUUGCAACUAGCAGAGUGGAUUUCAAGGCUUCUCCACUUUACCAGAGAUUGCUAUCAGCUUUGAUUUCUGAGGACUCGAUCAGUGUAAAUGAAGAUAUACAAGUUGAUGGAUUUGGGGCCAUGCAUGAUCUUGAUGAUGACUCAGAAUUCAGUGUUCUGAAUAAUAUGGUGGACUUCAAUGGGUUUAGAAACAAUGAAAGACUGGAUCUUGAUGAAUCAGAAGAUGAUGGGUCUGCAAUCCUGUACAAGAGUUUUAAUAAGUCAGCCCACCACUGCAAUGGAAAAUUUUCAGAUUAUUCACCCAUAGACUUCUUAGACAUUCAAUAUGAUAAAUUGGGGAUAGAUGAAAAGAUUUAUCUGGAAGCUCAGUCCAUUGGAUUAUCCAUAGAACCAAUGCCUAGUAUCUCAAACAUGGAGGAUGAAGGAAUUGUUGACGAAAUCAAAAAGAUGGAGGAGGCUAUCUGCAAGGAGGGUUCCAAGAAGAAAGAGAUGGUGGAAAGGCUACUAAAGCCUGCCAUAGAGAUGAAAGAAAUUCAGGAGAAGGAGUUUGAUCAGCUUGGUUAUGAUAAACUCAUCGAAAUAGCAUAUGAGAAAAGCAAGGCAAGUCGGCGUCAUCACAACGCUGGUGGAAAGAAUUCCAAUAACAAGAUAUCAAAGCAGGCUGCAAUGGCUUCUGUUAAAAGGACGCUUGGACGAUGCCACCAAUUUGAGGAGACGGGCAAAAGCUGCUUCAGUGAUCCUGAGAUUAAGGAUAUGUUCAUUGCCAGGUUGGCAACAGCCGAAGAUGCCCUUACAGACAAGGAGUGUAAUCCGUCGACUUCAACACCAGUUGGCUCACAGCCAAGCUCUUCGUUGGCACGCAUUGGGCAGAACUUGGAGAACUAUGCCAAUGCUGUACCAUCUGAAAAUGCUUUACUAGAACAAACAAUGGCGAGAGAAGACACAGAAUGGUCCAAUAGGGUCAAGAAGAGAGAGUUGCUGCUUGAUGAUGUCGGUGUUGGGACACAACUCUCAAGUAGUACAAAGGGAAAGAGAAGUGAGAGGGACAGAGAUGGGAAAGGGCAGGCUUCAUCUAGAAGCGGAACCAAUAAGAUCGGCCGGCCUUCCCUGUCCAAUGCUAAGGGUGAAAGAAAACCCAAAGCAAAACCGAAGCAGAAAACAACUCAGAUAUCUUCUUCAUCUGUUAGGAGCCCGGAGCAACCCAAAGCAACAUUACCUAAAUCGAGUGAAGCAAACAACGAGUACAACAACUUAGAGGCACUGGAGGAGACAGAGCCGAUUCUCGACUUAUCUCAGCUACAAAUACCGGAUUGCUUAGGAGGUCCAGAUGAUUUUGAUGCGCAACCAGGUGAUAUCAGCUCAUGGUUUAACAUGGAAGACGAAGAAGAUUUCGAUAUCCUGGAGCUUGGAAUACCAAUGGAUGAUCUCUCAGGGCUCAACAUCAAGUUAUGA